This is a messenger RNA of Xyrauchen texanus (razorback sucker), 1430 nucleotides long. RefSeq names its product omega-amidase NIT2-like. Gene Ontology annotation, molecular function: omega-amidase activity. The record is from RefSeq and is a predicted model, not a curated record. The coding region runs from base 1 to 831 and encodes 276 amino acids. NCBI's taxonomy places the organism in Eukaryota, Metazoa, Chordata, Actinopteri, Cypriniformes, Catostomidae. The transcript is spliced from 10 exons. Gene Ontology annotation, cellular component: mitochondrion. Gene Ontology annotation, biological process: oxaloacetate metabolic process; L-glutamine metabolic process.
AUGGUGGUUGUGAAUGGAAAGACUCCUUCGUUCCUUCCAUCUUUAGUAUGGAAGUACGGAAAUAUAUACACCAUGGGACCACACUCAGGAAAGAGACGUAUCCUGUGUCCCAGAGAUGAACAUAGUUUGCAGAAGAAAGUCAAAUGCAGAUUCUUUGCAGAGUAUGCCGAAAAGAUCCCAGGAGAAUCCACACAGAUGUUGUCAGAGGCAGCCAAGGAGUGUGGGAUCUAUUUAGUGGGUGGUUCUAUUCCAGAGGAGGAUGGAGGAAAGUUCUAUAAUACCUGCUCAGUUUUUGGACCUGAUGGAAAGCUGCUUGUUAAACACAGGAAGAUUCAUCUUUUUGACAUUGAUGUUCCUGGGAAAAUACGCUUUCAGGAAUCAGAAAUACUUAGUCCGGGAAACAGUUUGUCCAUGUUUGAAACCCCAUUUUGUAAAGUAGGUGUGGGAAUUUGUUAUGACAUUCGGUUUGCAGAGCUUGCACAGAUCUAUGCUAAGAAAGGUUGCCAACUUUUGGUAUAUCCUGGAGCCUUCAAUAUGACUACAGGGCCAGCACACUGGGAGCUGUUGCAGAGGGGAGGUCAGGCAGUAGAUAAUCAGGUCUACGUGGCCACUGCUUCGCCAACAAGAGAUGAAACUGCCAGCUAUGUGGCAUGGGGUCACAGCUCUGUGGUUAACCCUUGGGGUGAGGUAAUUACCAAAGCCGGGUCAGAGGAGGCUGUUGUGCAUGCAGAUAUAGACCUUCAGUAUUUGGCUGAUGUGCGUCAGCAGAUCCCAAUCACUUUGCAGCGGCGGAAUGAUCUAUAUUGUGUCAACACCGUUCAGGAUGGUUGAACACACACAUACAGAAGUAGGACUGAGUCUACGGUGGGCGCAAAGUCUUGAUUUAAUACAGAACUCAGUCAGUACUUUGUAAGGUGUCUUGAUGAGUGUAAUGUGUGCUACCACACAACAAAGAUGUCUUAAUUAUUGAGGACAAGAAGUGCCUUAUGAUUUGCACUAAUUAUCCAACAACGAAAAUCAUAUUUGCAUUAGAUCAACAAAGACUCAUUUCUUCUCCACUAAGCUGUGAAUUACUGUUACAUUACUGGGUCAAAUUACUGUUUUGUUUUUAAUUAAAAUUGAAUGCUUAAAUAUUUCCACCUGCCUAAUUUGUUAAAUAAAUAAUGUAUAUUCUGUUACAACAAAGCACUGAAGAAACUUUAAGCAUGCAUCACUGAAUUACAUAAUUGUAGCAAAUUGAGUGAUUUUUUUCUUUUUUUAUCUUUUUUAAUCAUAUUUUUAAUAAUUAGCAAUAUUCCUAUAAGGAAAAUAUAUAUAUACAAAGCAAGACCGUUAUUGGUCCCUCCACUGAUACUUUGCAGUUCUUUGCAAGAACCAAUUCAACCAAUUAUAUUUAAUAAAAAAAAUGUAAUUCUGAAGCCUAUAUUCAA